AUAUAAGUUGAGGAGUUAAAAGUUGUUUUAGCCGAGGUUGUCUUGUCGGAAAGAUCUUGCUUCAGGCGAACAGGUUGAAACUGGGAAGAAGACACUGAAGCUUCAGGGUACAAAGACGAGCAACACUCUGAAUGCUGUACUGAUUGGAAUUUACCACCUGAAGAAAGGUGGAGCUGUGAGUUAUACAUGCAAGAAUGAUAAUAUUAGGCCAUUUGAAAGUGGGGGUGAAACUUCUUUGCAGUUCUUUUCUCUCAAGACCGAUUGCAGCCUUUUUGUGUAUGGUUCACACUCAAAGAAGUGACUGGACAAUCUUGUUAUAGGGUGGGCAUAUGAUCACAACAUUUAUGACUUGGUAGAGGUUGGAGUUGAAAACUUCAAAUCUAUGGAUUCAUUCACUUUUGACAAGAAACUAGUGCCCUGGGUUGGAUCAAAGCCUUUCAUUUCUUUUAUUGGAGAGGAAUUUGAGAGUGUGGACCAGCUAAAACAUUUGAAGUUUUGCUUGAUCUGUUUCGGGGAGAGGUUGUGGAAAAUUUAAAUCUUGUUGGGGUCAACUGUGCUUAUGUGUGUACAGCAUUGUCACCAAAUAGAGUGCUCCUUACACAUUGUGCAUUGCGGCUCAAAAAGUCUGGCACAGUAGUACCAAGGAUAAACUUGUGGAAGUAGGCCCUUCUAUGGAUUUGGUAGUUCGUCGCCAUUGCCUUCCAAAUGAAGGCUUGAGGAAAGAGGCUAUGAAAACAGGUAAAGAUCAGCCUAAGAAGAAGCAAGGAUGCCAUAGAAGGAAAGAUUGGAAAGAUUGGAAAGAUCUAGAUCAGAAAAUUGGAGAAAUGGCUCAUCCUAACAAAGCAAAAGGAGUGAAGAGAGAAUGUUGUGAAGCUAAGCAGAAAGUAGUUGAUGAACGUGCAUCAAAAAAGCAGAAGGAAGAUGCUGAAUAAUUCUUUGGAUGUGUGUUGUUACAGGAUAACUGUCUCACACUUACUUCCUACUCUAUUUUGCUCUGCGCCAUUCUACUUGCGAAUGGUAAUUCAUUGGAG
Rubroshorea leprosula is the source of this 1031-nucleotide messenger RNA. The record is from the annotation of a GenBank genome assembly. NCBI's taxonomy places the organism in Eukaryota, Viridiplantae, Streptophyta, Magnoliopsida, Malvales, Dipterocarpaceae.